AUGCCACCAGGGUGCUCGCUCCAGGCUGAUAACAAUUUCGGCCCUGCGAUAGAUCCUGGGUGCCGCGAUGGCUUUGAUUUCACACUAUUGUUCGAGCAAGCCAUACUUGGCCUCGUUCCUGCGGUCGUAUUUCUCCUCGUGUGUCCUCUUCGAUUGCAAAUCCUGGUUAAGAGAGAUGUACGGACUCAGCCUCACAUAAUGAGAUUGGCAAAGCUGCUGGGCAAAGAACACCCGGCCAAAUACAAAGUUGUCCGUGGCAUCGAGUGCAAUAAAUUUGGCAGUGGCAAUGGAAAUUGUGGUCUUGUCUUGGGUGGAGGAUGA
Messenger RNA from Aspergillus oryzae RIB40, 321 nucleotides. RefSeq lists its product as uncharacterized. Lineage: Eukaryota; Fungi; Ascomycota; Eurotiomycetes; Eurotiales; Aspergillaceae. The transcript is spliced from 2 exons. The record is from RefSeq and is a predicted model, not a curated record. The coding region runs from base 1 to 321 and encodes 106 amino acids.